Messenger RNA from Pristis pectinata (smalltooth sawfish), 2535 nucleotides. It is a transcript of the gene kif17, whose product is annotated as kinesin family member 17. Gene Ontology annotation, biological process: microtubule-based movement. The transcript is spliced from 14 exons. The coding region runs from base 1 to 2535 and encodes 844 amino acids. The record is from RefSeq and is a predicted model, not a curated record. Lineage: Eukaryota; Metazoa; Chordata; Chondrichthyes; Rhinopristiformes; Pristidae. Gene Ontology annotation, molecular function: microtubule binding; microtubule motor activity; ATP binding.
AUGGCGCUGGAGACAGUGAGGGUGGUGGUGCGCUGCAGGCCAAGCAACAGCCGAGAGAGGGACCUGAACUGCAAGGUGGUGGUCUCCAUGGACGGUGCCCGCGGCCAGUGCUUCAUCCAGAAGCCCGGGGCUCCCGGGGAGCCGCCAAAACAGUUCACCUUUGACGGCGUCUAUUACAUCGAGAGCACCACCGAGCAGCUGUACAACGAGAUCGCCUAUCCGCUGGUGGAGGGUGUCACUGAAGGCUACAAUGGAACAAUAUUUGCUUAUGGACAGACAGGAAGUGGGAAAUCAUUCACCAUGCAAGGCAUUUCUUCUCCAACGUCACAACGAGGAGUUAUUCCCAGAGCUUUCGAACAUAUAUUUGAGAGUAUCCAGUGUACCGAAAAUACUAAGUUCCUGGUGAGGGCUUCAUAUUUGGAGAUUUACAAUGAAGAGAUCCGUGAUCUUCUGGGAAAAGACACAAAACAGAAGCUGGAGCUCAAGGAGCAUCCAGAGAAGGGCAUUUAUGUGAAGGACCUCUCCAUGCACACUGUCCACAGUGUCACAGAGUGUGAAAAAAUCAUGGAUAUUGGCUGGGGCAAUCGAGCUGUGGGAUACACCCUCAUGAACAAAGAUUCAUCACGUUCACAUUCUAUAUUCACCAUUCACUUGGAGAUGUGCUCAAUAGAUGACAAUGGGAAAGACCACAUCCGUGUCGGAAAGUUAAAUCUGGUUGAUUUGGCAGGUAGCGAAAGACAGGCAAAAACUGGAGCAACUGGAGAUCGACUGAAGGAGGCUACUAAAAUCAAUCUGUCACUAUCAGCACUCGGGAAUGUAAUUUCUGCAUUGGUGGAUGGCAGAUCAAAACAUAUUCCGUACCGUGAUUCCAAACUAACACGAAUGUUGCAGGACUCCCUUGGGGGUAACACCAAAACUCUGAUGGUAGCAUGCCUGUCUCCAGCUGACAAUAAUUAUGAUGAAAGUCUUAGCACUUUACGGUAUGCAAAUAGGGCAAAAAACAUCAAAAACAAGCCAAGAAUUAAUGAAGAUCCAAAAGAUGCUUUGCUCAGAGAAUAUCAGGAAGAGAUUAAACAACUGAAGGCACUUCUAGCUGGACAGCUUGGUCAUGAUUAUCUAAAUAAAGUGCAAAUGAGUAAUAGCCAAGCAACCAACCAAUCGCCUAAGAAUACUGAAGUCUGUGCUGAGAUAGAAAUUGAAAAAGAAAAUAUGAGACAGGAAUAUGAGCAGAAAUUAUCAAAGAUCAAAGCAGAUUAUGAAGCAGAACAGAAGUCCAAUGUUAAACUACAGGAAGAUAUUGAAAAACUCAGAAAUUCUUUUGAACUGAAGCUGGCACACAUUGAAGCUUUUGAUAAGGCCACUGAUGUGCCUCCAUUUGAAGAAAGCACCCUUGCCAUAGAGAUAACUCAGCCGUUUAGUGUUAAAUUAGCGGAUGUGAGUGAAAUAGAACAGAAGCUAGCUAUCGCUACGUUGGUUGAACCAGAGCCUGAAAUAACUGAACAAGACAGCAGAAGCAUGAAAGAUACAGCAUCCACUGAAGAGCAACGUUCUGUAUUAGGGGUGCAACUACUAAAGGGAGAAAUUGCAGCAGGAUAUUCUCCAGCUGGUUCGUCACCUGCCACGUUAGAUCAGGAAGAGGUACUUGCAAGGCUGAAAAUGUUGGAGAAUGAGGUAGUAGGGGGAGAACAGGCCAAAAAUACUGAGCUGAAGGAGAAACGAAAACGACGGAAGAAAUAUGCUGAUGAGCGUAAGAAUCAACUUGCAGAAGCGCUGAAACACACAGACAGGGAUGAUCCUACUAUCCUGAUAAAUGUCUACGAAUCUAUUCAAGAUGAAGUUAGAGCAAAAAGCAAAAAUAUAGAGAACUUGCAGAGAAAGCUAAAGAUUGCUGAGAUAGAAAUCUCUGAUCUUCAAUCUGAGUUUGAGUUUGAGCGCAUUGAUUACCUGUCUACCAUAAGGAGGCAGGAACGAGAAAACAUUCUACUGCAGCAAGUUCUAGAAAGAAUCCAGCCAUUAAUUCGGCGUGAAUGCAACUACAGCAAUAUAGACAGAAUAAAGCGGGAAAGUGUUUGGGAUGAAGAAAGUGGUUGCUGGAAACUACCAGAAACGGUUCUUCAGAAGAUCACUCUUCCAUCUGCUGGCUCCAGUACAGCAUCAAAUAAGCAAGGGGUGAGAGUCUCUGCUAACGAUAUUGCAGAUUGCUCAAUGGAAGAAGAUCGUUACAGACAAAUGCUCAACCGUAGUGACAGUGAAAAUAUUGCCAACAACUAUUUCAGGUCAAAGCGUGCCAGUCAGAUCUUGAACACGGAUCCUGCACGAAGUCUCUUGCACAAUCAGACGUCUGCGCAUAAUGUAUCUCUUAACAAUGGAUCAUCUUCCCAUGCUGUCUCCAAUCUAAAUACAGUGUCUUCAACCCAGCCAUCUGAUAUGCCCACACCAAGGCCUUUCCGUUUGGAAUCACUGGAACUCCGUGCACCCUCUGCCAAAUCCAAACGCAAGAAAAGCAAAAGCAAUCCUUUCAUGGACAUUGCCUGA